This is a messenger RNA of Talaromyces proteolyticus, 729 nucleotides long. RefSeq lists its product as uncharacterized. Bases 1 to 729 code for a protein of 242 amino acids. The record is from RefSeq and is a predicted model, not a curated record. NCBI's taxonomy places the organism in Eukaryota, Fungi, Ascomycota, Eurotiomycetes, Eurotiales, Trichocomaceae. The transcript is spliced from 4 exons.
AUGCCUACCUUCCGCAGCAUGGGAUCGCCCUUCCCCAGAUGUCGCAGCCAAUUCCUCUCUCCUCCCUCAAUCUCGCUCGUUCACCAUUUGUCAACCAUACCAACUCUUAUCGUGCCAACACCAGUCUUUUAUUUCAAGUCAUUGCAAGCCCGUUGUCAGAAUGAUGGUGCCUCUAGUGCUGUUUACCAUCUUGGUGUUUUUAUUUCCCUCGUCAAUACUGACCGUAAAUUGGCUCAUAAUAUCGAUGAAAACCGGGGUGACUUUGUAUGUCGAGAUGUCGCUACUUCCACGUCUAUAAUAGUCAGCCACGUUCACGAGACCUCUUUCAGAACCAUUACCAUUGAACCCAGCUUUCCUGGAGAGCAAUGGCCAACUACAGCUCCUACAACAUUUUUAUUACCAACCGAAACUUUCCCUCGCCCUCCUCACACUCCAACGCCCUUCUUGACUCCAACAAGUUGGCUCACAUCGGUGUCAGCUCCAAUAUCUAAUGUCUCAAUGCAUAGCAGUAUGUCCUCGAACGUGGCGACACCUGGAUCAUUACUCUCCACAAAGACAACCGAAAGUGAGUCGCUCACAGACACACGCGACACAUAUACGGUACCUGCUCCUACCCAUACCACCAAAUCAGCACCCAAUGUCGCGGUUGGAAAGAGCGGCCCUAGCGCUGCGUUUGGUGGGAUGGCGGUAGCGCUUUUGAGCCUUGUCAUUGAAAUAAAUAUAGCUUGA